Molecule: messenger RNA, 711 nt
Organism: Penicillium manginii
Lineage: Eukaryota; Fungi; Ascomycota; Eurotiomycetes; Eurotiales; Aspergillaceae
Exons: 1
Coding region: 1-711 (236 amino acids)
Biological process (GO): phospholipid transport
Cellular component (GO): mitochondrial intermembrane space
Molecular function (GO): phosphatidic acid transfer activity
Source: RefSeq, a predicted model, not a curated record
AUGAGGUUUUUCAAGAAUGAAUACGCUUAUAACUAUCCUUUUAUCGCUGUAUCUCUCGCCUACUUUCUUCGUUAUUCGAAUCCUUAUGCGCAACAUGUUUUAGCAACUGACGUCAUCGAGCGAUUUAUUGACCCGAACACGCGCCGGCUCCAUUCCACUCGGCUCCACUUGAAGCAGACCAAAAUUCCUUCGAGUAUUCUUAAGCUGCUGUACAAAGGGAGCGCGUCCGACCACUCUACUAAAAGUUAUAUAUUGGAGACCAGCAUCGUGGACCCUACAGAGGGUUGGAUGAGUACUGAGUCUCGCAAUCUAGAAUGGACCGGCAUUCUGAGCGUCGUGGAGAGACAGCAGUACCAGCGUCUUAGAGCAAGCGAGAACGCUCAGGGUCAGGAAAGAAUUCCACUUGAUCCGAACAGCGAGCAAACCGUCUUCCAUACCAAUAUUUCCCUACACUCUAGCCUCGGAGAGGACAAAUUUCUCAGUGAUCGGACUUAUACCAACAGGGAAGAAGAGUGGUUCACAAGAAGCUUCGUUUCCGCCUUAUCUGCAAUCGGCAUCAAGCGAGCUAUUGAAUUGAUCGGUGUCAAGCGGACUCGUGAAGCCGUCUCGAAAGGAGCGAAAGGUAUGAACCUUGUUCUUGAGCGGCUUCGAACUGGUGGAAUUACAUGUGUACUGGAAGGUAUACGACAGGAUCGCAGGGCUGCCUUCUGA